Mercenaria mercenaria is the source of this 8537-nucleotide messenger RNA. RefSeq names its product dihydrolipoyllysine-residue succinyltransferase component of 2-oxoglutarate dehydrogenase complex, mitochondrial-like. The coding region runs from base 378 to 1697 and encodes 439 amino acids. The transcript has 11 exons. Gene Ontology annotation, molecular function: dihydrolipoyllysine-residue succinyltransferase activity. NCBI's taxonomy places the organism in Eukaryota, Metazoa, Mollusca, Bivalvia, Venerida, Veneridae. The record is from RefSeq and is a predicted model, not a curated record. Gene Ontology annotation, biological process: tricarboxylic acid cycle. Gene Ontology annotation, cellular component: oxoglutarate dehydrogenase complex.
AUCUCAGUACUCACUAAUGGGAAUGGAUUGAAACUUCACACACUUGUUCACUGUCAUGAUCUGACAUGCCCAAAGCAGGUCCCAUAACUUUAUUUUGCUUUUUUACAAAAUUAUGCCCCUUUUUCAACAUAGAAAUUUUUGGUUAAGUUUUUGUAUGUAAGCUGGUAUCUCAGUAUCCACUAAUGGGAAAGGAUUGAAACUUCACACACUAGUUCACUGUCAUGAGCUGAUAAGCACUAUGCAGGUUCCAUAACCCUAUUUUACUUUUUUACUAAAUUAUGCCCCUUUUUCGACUUUCUUAUUCAUUCAAGCGACAAGGCUGUUAAAUAAUCGAGCGUUGCUGUCCUCCGACAGCUCUUGUUUUAUGUGGCUGCUAUAUGAUUAUUUUCUUUCCAGGUUCAAGUUUAUCUACAAAGUUUGUACCUGUCACCACAGUACAAAGUGAAUACAGUAAGCAAUGGUACUGUGACUUCCAUCAGAAUGUGAGGAAAUUCCACACAGCUACUCUGCUAUACAAUGAAGUAAACACAGUGAAAUGUCCACCUUUCGCAGAAUCAAUCACUGAAGGAGAUAUAAGAUGGGAGAAAGCUAUUGGUGACUCGGUACAAGUGGAUGAGGUUAUUGCAGAGGUGGAGACUGACAAGACAUCAAUUCAGAUCCCCAGUCCUGUUGCUGGUAUUAUAGAAUCACUUCUGGUUAAUGAUGGUGACACCGUGGAAGCUGGCAUGCAGCUGUGUACGAUUAAAGCUGGAGCUGCUGGGGAAGCCAAGCGUACCACAUCACAACCGUCUGAGGCCAAGGAAACUCCACCAGCUCCGAAAGAGACCCCACCAGCAACACCGCCACCGGAUGCUGCAGCCUCGGGACCCAUUCCAACAACCCCUCCCCCAGCACAACCACUUCCAACAGGGCCAGUAUCAUCCACCCCAACAUCUGAGGUGAAACCAAAGGCAGCAGCACCACAGAUGCCAGCUGGUGGUGUCUCCACAAGUGGCGGUAGAGGAGAAAGCAGGGUGAAGAUGAAUAGAAUGAGACAGAGAAUAGCUCAGAGACUAAAAGAUGCACAAAACACAUGUGCUAUGUUAACAACAUUUAAUGAAGUAGACAUGAGCAACAUAAUGGAACUGAGAACUAAAUAUAAAGAUGCCUUCUUAAAAACACAUGGUUUAAAACUUGGUUUUAUGUCUGCAUUUAUCAAAGCAUCUGCCUAUGCUCUUCAAGAUCUGCCACAAGUUAACGCUGUAAUUGACGAUACAGAUAUUGUUUACAGAGACUACAUAGAUAUCAGUGUAGCUGUUUCCACGCCAAAAGGAUUAGUUGUGCCUGUGAUACGUAAUGUUGAAGGAAUGAAUUAUGCUGAAAUAGAACAGGCUAUGAAUGCUCUUGGUGAAAAGGCACGAUCAGGAAAUCUUGCAAUAGAAGAUAUGGAUGGCGGGACUUUCACCAUAUCAAACGGUGGAGUAUUUGGCUCUAUGUUUGGUACUCCAAUCAUCAAUCCACCUCAGUCAGCUAUUCUAGGCAUGCAUGCUAUUUUCGACAGACCAGUUUCUGUUAAAGGCAAGGUGGAAAUACGUCCGAUGAUGUAUAUAGCCUUGACCUAUGAUCAUAGACUGAUUGACGGCCGAGAGGCUGUUACCUUCCUUAAGAAAAUCAAGUCAGCAGUAGAGGAUCCUGCCAGUAUGCUGUUACAGCUAUAAUAUAUAAUGUCUCCUAGAAUUUCACAUUUUAAAUGCUUCAAGGAUAAAUGGCUUUUUAGUAUUUUAUAUUAAACUCGUGCGAUUACAGUGUUUCUUGUUAUAAAAAGAAUUUAAAUUAAAAAAAGUCAGUAUCUAUUUAGCAUUUUAUUAUAGAUCUGCAACAUGUGUACUGGAGUAUUUAUUGAAUAUGAUUGCUUACUGAAAAAAGUAAUUCUAAAUAUAAAAUUAACAGGUAUAACUGUUGUAUUUUGUCUUGGUGCAUUAUUCACUAGACAGUACAUUAUAUGUAAAUGACUUGUUUUUUCUUCUUUUUUUUUCAAUUUUUCUUAUCCUCUGAGUCCUCCUGUAAGAAUAUAAAAGACUUAAUCUGAUACAGGUUUAAUAUUGCAGCAGCUAAAGGAACAUUGUAACGACUCAAACUUAAGUAAAAUCUUAAGCAUGAUUAUGAUAUCUUAGGUCAAUAUACUUGAUUAGUAUUUAAAUGACUGCCAGUAUUGUUAGGAAAUACAGCAUUCUUAACUUUACAACAGAAAAUAUACUUUUCAUUUCCUGUGAUAAUAUUUUGUUUUUGUUUCUUUUUGUAUUUCCACAUCAUACUAAUACAGCUCUGUAAGAUACUUGAAUAUUUUAUUGAAAUAAAUCUGAUAUUUUCAGUUUUAAAGCAUUGUUAAUAGUAUUGUAGCUCACCUGAGCACAAUAAAUUGGAUAUUUUGUCCUUUUUUAUAAGCAUUGAUAGUACCAUUUUAUCUCACCAGGGCACAAAGUGCUCAUGAUGAGCAUUUAGGAUCGUCUGAUGUCCAUUCUGCCAUCUUCGGUUUCUUAAAGAACAUUUCCUGGUAAACCACUGUGCCAAUUUCAGCCAAACUUAAUGGGAAUGUUCCUCUUUCAGAUUCCGUCAAAUCUAGGUCAUCUUUGCAAAUUGAUGGUUGCCAUUGCAAUCAGCAGUAAAAACUUCAAAAUUUUAGAAACCGCUGGCCUGAUUUUGCAAUAAUUUCACAGAAAUGGGGCUUUGUUGACCCUCUUUGAAAUUCCUUCAAGAUCCACACACACACAUCUUCACUCAAAAAGUGUGUUUUAGCUUUCAGUUUCUUGUGUUUCUUAAAAGUGUCAGUAUCAGAUAAACCCCAUGACCACUUUAGCACCUAUAGCAACAUCCCCACCCUCUAAAAAAAAAGAAGAAAAAUCAACAAAAAAUGGUUGUCUCUUCAUACUGUCUGAUAGUACCAUGUUAUCAACCCCAUCCCCAGCCCCAAUCAGAAAAAAAAAAUUCCCCACAGACAUUACCCACCUAUAUUAAUAGCUUUAAACAUUCUUUUCAGAAAAAAUAGCCCUGUUUUGAAAUAAUUUUAUAGAUAUUUCCCAUUUGUGACCAUCUGCCAAAACUGUUCAAGCAAGCUUUGAAACUAGAGCCAUCAAAGCCCUACUGGUAUUGAACUUCAUUCGAAUGCAAAAGAAUUCUGAAUAAUCUGAUUUCUUUCCAAAUAGAUUUCUCUGAAGAUAUAGAUGUAUAUAAAUACUUACACAAAGAUAAAAGAUUUACCCUUCACUGUAUUAAAAUGUAAAAGAACUCUAGAAAUCUCACAGAUUAAACAAUUUUACAGUAUAGAUGUCUUAGUAGUGCAAUGCACAGACAUUAUGCAAGUACAAUGGGUGUAAUUUGGUUAAAACUACUUUAGAUACAUGAAAAGAAAUUUUUUUUCAAUGUAAGAUGGAAAUAUCCUCCAGUUGUGAACACCAAUUUUUCACCUGGCUGCGCCACUUGUGAAAAUUCUGCAUCUGGUGUUCACUAAAAGUAUCAAAUAUACUCUGUCUCAUCUCAUCUUUCAUACUUAUCUCUUACAUACAAUCUGCUCCAUAAGUGCGGGUGAUACUGCUGGCAGCAGUUGCUGGUUAAGCACUUCCUAUUGAAUUUAUUGAUUAUAUAAUUUAUAAUUAAAGGUCCAUUUAGCCAUUUUUGAAAAAAUCAUAUUUUGAAUGAUACAUUACAUUCUUGCAGAAAUUGAGCAGCUGCUAAUGGAUUCAUUUACUGUGAAAAAGUUAUUAAUGGGAAAUGAUUUUGUGGUUGAAUUAAAUCCCAACAAAAAAAAACAGAUUUUUUUAUGUUCACAAAUUUGAAUCACCACAAAGUAGCCCAUUCGGCUAAAACAGCUAAAAUUUAAUGCCAACAAAAUGAAAACUUUAAAAGCAAUGUCAAGUUUCAUCAUGUGAACUAAUCCUAUUAAAUUCCCUUAUCUACAGCUUGCUUGUUUGAAGAUUGAGCUAUGUAAUGAUGCCAAGAUGAGGCUCAAAAUAUAUUUAUUAUCUGUAAUAAUGAUGAGAUAAGUCUUGAAAUGUAUUUAUUAUCACUCUUGAUAGGGUUGGUGAAUGUGAUAGAAAUUUUAAAAUAUUUAAAUCCAUGUGAUCUAGUUGUCUUUGUUUAUUGCAUAAAUGUGGUGUUCAUUUCUGUAUUAAAACCAUUUUCUCUGUUUUUGAAUUUUUUUUCUGUUUUAGUUUGAUUUACAAAGAAAAAUACAUCCAUUUUUGGACAGUUGAAGAUUUUAUUUCUGACAGUAUAAUCUAGGUAAAAUGUGCUUUCUUUCUGUUAAAAAGUGACAGUUUGAAAUUGUCAAUCUUUGCUCUUAAAUAAAUAUUAUCAAACUGUUUAAUGUCUAGAUAUUAUAAAUUGCUUUGAAAUUGUUAGAUUUUUAUUGAUUAAGAAAAUGAAAAGUGAAUAUUUCUUCGUUUUAAUUUUUGUUCUAUUUUGAAAAAAAAAUCUCUCCUUUUAUUUUUAACUCACCUGUCACAUAGUGACAAGGUGAGCUUUUGUCAUCGCCCUUCAUCCGUCCGUCCACAGUUUAUUGUGAACACGAUAGAGACCACAUUUUGCAAUCAAUUUUAAUCAAACUUGCACAAAACUUGUAUUGGCAUAAUAUCUUGGUUCAUUUCGAAAACUGCCUAGAUCGCAUCUUGUGUUCCAGUUAUGGCUCCUUAAAGGGCCAAAAUUUGCUAUUUUGGAUUGUGAAGAUGAUAGGAGACCACAUUUUGCAAUCAACUUGCACACAACUUCUAUUGGCAAAAUAUCUCUGUUUCUUUCGAAAACUGGCCAGAUCCCAUCAUGGGUUCCAGAGUCAUGGCCCUUUCAAGUGCCAAAAUUUUCUGUUUUUGCUUUUGCAGACAUAUAGAGACUUCAUUUAUGGUUUGAUUGGAUACAAACUUGCAAAAUAUCUUUAACAACAAUAAAUCUUGGAUCCCAUGAUGAAUCCAUCAGAUCCAGUCAUAGGGGUUCUUGAGUUACAGCUCCUGAAAGAGUCAAAAUUUGUUAACUUUUACAUCGUGAACACAAUAGAAGUGAUAUUUUACAUUCGAUUUAAACCAUACUUACACACAGCUUAAGUCGCAAUAAGAUUUUGGUUCCUUUCAAAAACGGGCUAGAUUCCAUAAUGGGUUCUAUAGUUACUGCCCAAAAUUAUCUAUUUUGGCCCCUUCAGCCUUAUAGAGGUUUCAUUUUUGCUUUGAUUUAAUAUUAACAGAAUGUUUAUCUUGAUGAUAUCUAUGCCAAGCACGGCGAUUUAAAAUCUUUUGUGUUGAUUCGCCAUAAAACCAAACUCUCUCUAUGCCAAGUUCAAGACUGGGUCAUAUGGGGUCAAAAACUAGGUCACCCGGUCAGAUCAAAGGAAAAACUUGUUAACACUCUUGAGGCCGCAUUUAUGACUCUACCUUCAUGAAACUUGGUCAGAAUGUUUAUCUUGAUGUUUUGUAGGCCAAGUUUAACAGGUGAGCGAUAUAGGGUCGUCACCACCCUCUUGUUAUAUUGUUUUGACUGUCUGACCCAGUUUUCAGCUUGACUUUAUGAAAUUGUUCUGCUUGUGUAAAUUGGUUGGUCUGUAAGUCAGUAAACAAUUUUUGUUUCCAGUCAGUACUAUGUUUUUAGCUCACCAGAGCACAAAGUGCUCAAUGAAUGUGAGCUUUUGUGAUCGCCCUGUGUCCGUCGUCGUCCGUCCGCCGUCAACAAUUUGACUGUUAACACUCUAGAGGUCACAAUUUUGGCCCAUUCUUAAUGAAACUUGGUCAGAAUGUUACCCUCAAUCAGGGUUCCCACGCUUCCUGGAAAACUUGAAAAGUCCUUGAAUUUUCAUUUCAUUUUCAAGGCCUUGAAAGUACUUUAAUUUUAAUGAAAGAGCAAAAAAACUGGAAAAAGUCGGGAAUUUUGUUCUUUCUGGACAAAUAUUGCUAACAAUAUUGCCAUUGUACAUAAACAGCAAACAUAUUUAAAUAAAGAAACACCGGCAUUGCUAUCCCUGUUCUUGAAAAAUUCGCGUCUUUAAGAUUGUAAGUAACGACAACUCUUCACAUCAGUUGAGAUUUCAGUAGUGUUACACCUACUUAGUCUAUAAUUAUGGAGUUGUCUUUCUUUGUAAAGCAUCGGUGAUUAAGAUGAAAGAAAAACGUGGCACACUUUGAAAAAUGAUUUCUUUCCUACAAAGAAGAGAAAUUGGCAAAGCUAGUGUAAAAUACGACGUCAAAAGUCUGAAAAUUGGCAGAUAUACACUUACUUAUAUGACAUGAUUGUGUAGAAUGUGCUUUGGUGUGUAGACUUUCUUUGAAAUUUCAUAAAUUGAAUUCUUUAAACUUAUUAGCCCACCAUCAUCAGAUGGUGGGCUAUUCAAAUCACUCUGCGUCCGUGGUCCGACGUCCGUCCUUCCAUCCUUCCAUUAACAAUUUCUCGUUAUCGCAUCUCCUCAGAAACUACCAGGGGGAUUUUGACCAAACUUUGUCAGAAUGAUGUAUUGGUACCCUAGUUGUGUCCCCCUGAAAAUCAGACUGGUUCAACAAUUCUUUAGUGAGUUAUGGCCCUUGUUUAUUUCUAUAAUUUACAUAGAUUUAUAUAGGGAAAAACUUGAAAAUCUUCUUGUCCAAAACCACAGAGCCUAGAGCUUUGAUAUUUGGUAUGAAGCAUCAUCUAGUGGUCCUCUACCAAAAUUGUUUAAAUUAUUUCCCUGGGGUCUAAUAUGGCCCCGCCCGGGGGUCACAUGGUUUAUAUAGACUUAUAUAGGGAAAAACUUUGGAAAACCUCUUAUUCAAAAACACAGGGCCUAGGGCUUUGAUAUUUUGUAUGCAACAUUAUCUAGUGGUCUUCUACUAAGAUUGUUCAAAUUAUUCCCCUAGGGUCAAAUGUGGCCCCGCCCCGGGGGUCACAUUGUUUACAAAGACUUAUAUAGGGAAAAACUUUGAAAAUCUUCUUGUCCAAACCACAAGGCCUAGGGCUUUGGCAUUUGUAAUGUAGCAUCAUCUAGUGGUUCUCUACCAGGUUUGUUCAAAUCAUCCCCUAGGGUCAAUUAUGGCCCCGCCCUGGGGGUCACAUGGUUCAUAUAGACUUAUAUAGGGAAAAGCUUCUAAAAUCUUCUUGUCAAUAACCUACAGCAUUCAAGUUUGGACCACCUGUAUGGUUUCAAGUGGCAAGAUGAACCUUGACAUGAGUUGACCUUGAUUUUGACCUAGUGACCUACUUCCACAUUUCUGUAGCUACAGCCUUCAAAUUUGGACCACGUGCAUAGUUUUGUGCACUGAAAAAAACUUUGACCUUGAUAUUGACCUAGUGACCUACUUUCACAUUUUUGAAGGUACAGGCUUCAAAUUUGGACCACAUGCAUAGUUCUGUGUUCCGAAAUAAAAUUUGACCUUGAUUUUGAUCUAGUGACCUACUUUCACAUUUCUCAAGCUACAGCCUUCAAAUUUGGACCACAUGCAUAGUUUUGUGUUCCGAAAUGAAAUUUGACCUUCAUUUUGACCUAGUGACCUACUUUCACAUUUCUGAAGCUUCAGCCUUCAAAUUUGGACCACAUGCAUAAUUUUGUGUACUGAAAGAAACUUUGACCUUUACAUUGACCUAGUGACCUACUUUCACAUUAUUGAAGGUACAGGCCUCAAAUUUGGACCACAUGCAUAGUUCUGUGUUCCAAAAUAAAAUUUGACCUUGAUUUUGACCUAGUUACCUACUUUCACAUUUCACAAGCUACAGCCAUCAAAUUUGGACCUCUUGCAUAGUUUUGUGUACUGAAAGAAACUUUGACCUUUACAUUGACCUAGUGACCUACUUUCACAUUAUUGAAGGUACAGGCCUCAAAUUUGGACCACAUGCAUAGUUCUGUGUUCCAAAAUAAAAUUUGACCUUAAUAUUGACCUAGUGACCUACUUUCACAUUUCUGUAGGUACAGGCUUCAAAUUUAGACGUACAUGCAUAGGAUUGUGUACCGAAGCAAACUUUGACCUUGACAUUGACCUAGUGACAUACUUUCACAUUUUUGAAUAGACAGGCUUUAAAUUUGGACCACAUGUAUAGAUUUGUAUUCUGAAGUGUAAUUUGACCUUGAUUUUGACCUAGUGACCUACUUUCACAUUUCUAAAGCUACAGCCUUCAAAUUUGGACCACUUGCAUAGUUUUGUGUACCAAAAUAAACUUUGACCUUAAGAUUGACCUUGUGACCUACUUUCAAAUUUAUCAAACUACAGCCUUCAAACUUGAUGCACAUGCAUAGUUUUGUGUACAAAGAACUUUGUCCUUGAAAUUGAUAUAGUGACCUACUUCCACAUUUUUCAAGCUAAGGUUUAGAAUUUUGACCACAUGCACAGUGUUUUGUACUGAAAUGAAAUUUGACCUUGAGCUAGUCAAUAAGUCUUAAAAUUUGGAAUUCUCAAAAAUGGCACAUUGGUGGGCGCCAAGAUCACUCUGUGAUCUCUUGUUUUGAGCAAAUAACUUUUGGUUAUGGUUAAACACUUCCUUGCAAACAAGUUUUUUAGUUGCAGUUUAUUACUUAAAUGUUCUGGGAAUAAGUUAGUUGAAUUAAUAAAAUGGUAAUAAGA